AGGGAAUCGCGUGGGCCCGAAACGUCUAUAGUUUCGUAUUGCCUCGUUUCAUCUGUUUCAUCUUUCUCUCUCUCUCUCUCUCUCUCUCUUGUUGGUUCUCAUCUGGUACAUCGAAACCCUAGAUUUCAUCUCUGGCCAAUCGCUCAUCGGCGAAGCUUGCUCGAUUCCCAUCAUCGCAUCACCCAGACGCUGCGGAAGAGCAGUUGCACCGAUUGAAGAUUCUCGGAUCUCGUCUCGCGUGGCUCGUGCGAAGAAUCGAGGCCUGCCUGCGUUGAAGAUCUUCGAUUUUUUUUAUCGUAGCUGGGGAUAUUUCGAGUUCGAAGAAGGGGCUUUGGCGGAUUCAGUGGAGAUCUGUGGUGUAUUAAUCGGAUUGGGCUACGAAUCGGAGGAAGCUAGCUCUUGAUACCCCGGAUCAUUGUCGAGGAGAUCGGAGUUCGAUGUCCGUCGAACUCGAGGCUGGAUUUUCGAGGAUUGGCGCGGAGAGGCUGUAGAAGCACCCGAUUGGUUCGGUCUUUGUUGUUUUCCUUGGUGAAGAAGAGAGAGGAGGAAAAAAAUUAUUGAGUGUUGUUAGAAUCUGUACUGUUUUGAAUCUUGAGUUGAAUUAUCAGGCCCUUUUUUUUUGGAGGCCUUUUAUCAUCGUUCUUACGAGGCGAUUUUCGUUCUUGUGCAUAUUUUGAUUCAUUCAGAAAGAAGGAAAAGAAAAAGAUACUUCUAUGGCGGUGUAUUAUAAAUUUAAGAGUGCAAGAGAUUUCGAUUCAAUUCCUAUGGACGGUCCAUUUAUAUCAGUUGGUGUUUUGAAAGAAAAAAUUUUCGAAUCAAAGCACUUGGGCAGGGGCACUGAUUUCGACCUUGUGGUAACUAAUGCUCAAACUAAUGAAGAGUAUCAGGAUGAAGCUAUGUUGAUUCCAAAAAAUACAUCCGUAUUAAUUCGUCGGGUUCCUGGACGGCCUCGAAUGCCCAUUGUCACUGAACAAGAGCCAAGGGUGGAAAAUAAUGCAGAGGAUGUUCAGACUGAGAAGAGUAGCUUUACAGGUGCCGAUUCAUCUGCUGUAAAAAGUCAUCUGGAUUAUUCUGAAUGGGAUGAGUUUGGAAAUGAUCUCUAUGCAAUUCCUGAAGUGCUUCCUGUCCAAUCUAGCAAUCCAAUUCCAGAUAUUACACCAACAAACAGGGUUGAUGAAGAGAACAAGAUUAAGGCCUUCAUAAAUACUCCUGCCUUGGACUGGCAGCGUCAAGGUGCUGAUGGUUUUGGCCCUGGAAGAGGUUUUGGAAGGGGAAUGGGUGGACGAAUGGGUGGACGUGGUUUUGGUUUGGAGCGUAAAACGCCUCCGCAGGGCUAUGUGUGCCAUCGAUGCAAUAUUCCUGGUCACUAUAUUCAGCACUGCCCUACAAAUGGAGAUCCAAAUUAUGACAUCAAAAGAGUGAAGCCGCCGACUGGCAUCCCUAAGUCAAUGUUGAUGGCAAACCCAGAUGGCUCGUAUGCAUUACCGAGUGGGGCUGUUGCUAUUCUGAAGCCAAAUGAGGCUGCUUUUGAGAGAGAAAUUGAGGGAUUACCAUCCACACGGUCUAUUGGUGAUCUACCACCAGAACUUCACUGUCCAUUGUGCAAGGAAGUGAUGAAGGAUGCUGUAUUGACCAGCAAAUGUUGCUUUAAGAGCUUUUGUGAUAAAUGUAUCAGGGAUUACAUAAUUUCAAAGUCGAUGUGUGUUUGUGGAGCCUCUAACAUAUUGGCAGAUGAUCUUUUACCAAACAAGACACUCCGUGAUACGAUCAAUCGUAUUAUGGAGUCCGGUAACAGUAGUGCUGAGAAUGCUGGAAGCACUUUUCAGGUUCAAGACAUGGAGUCUGCUCGAGAUCCCCAGCCUAAAAUGCCAUCGCCUACCAUGUCUUCAGCAUCGAAGGGAGAGCACAAUCAGCCACUGAUUGAAGCAUCUCCAAAGAUGGACAACGCAGAGCAGGUUCAAACUGUUACUGCUCCUCAGGAAACCUCAGGGAGAGCAAAGAAAGUAGCUGAUGUAUCUGAAGCUACUCAUGAUUCAUUUAGCGUGAGGGAGCCUCCUUCGCAAAGUAGUGCUCCUCAAGCUGAGGAAGAGGUGCAGCAGAAGAUGGCAUCUAGUGAAGCAGGGAAAAAGAAAAAGAAGAAGAAAGUUCGUAUGCCUGUCAAUGUUGCAGACAUGCAGUGGAGAACUGCCCAAGAUCUGGCCGCUGAAAACUACAUGAUGUCUCUGGGUGCUUCUACAUAUAACCCGUAUUGGAAUGGUAUGCAGCCUGGAAUGGAUGCGUUCAUGGCCCCUUAUAGUGGUGGGAUGCCGUAUAUGGGAUAUGGAAUGGGUGGACCUUUAGACAUGCAUUUUGGAGGAGUCAUGCCUCAGGAUCCUUUUGGCGCUCCUGGCUACAUGAUGCCUGUUGUGCCCCCACACAGGGAUCUCGCUUUUGGCGUCGGUAUGAAUGCUCCACCUCCUAUCAUGAGCAGAGAAGAGUUUGAGGCCCGAAAAGCUGACUUAAGGAGGAAACGUGAGAACGAGAGGCGAGGAGAAAGCCGGGAGAUGUCCAGAGACAGGGAAUAUGGUAGAGCCAUGAGCAGUGGUGCUGGCGAUGUUUCUUCAAUAAAAUCGAAAUCUAAAGCACCCAUUCAUCCGCAGACAUCGGCUGCCGAGCAUCAUCAUCGACGCCGUCUAUCUUCAUCUGAACGGUCGCCCGACGACAUUGAAGCUCCGCUACCACCACAUUCGGCCAAGAGAAAGUCUUCGGAGCACCACAGAGACCGUGACUACGAACACGACCACACCCAGGACUCUCAGGACCACCGCCACCACCAGCGCUCCUCCUCGAAGAGACCCUCCUCAGAGACCAACACUGCCGCCAAGCCCACACCAUCAUCCUCAAUUUCAACAGCUGCGGCAGCGGCAGCAGCGGCAGCUGCAGCAGCAGCAGACCGGAAACAAAAAGCGAGCGUCUUCUCUCGCAUCAGCUUCCCUGAGGGAGAACUCUCCAAGAAGAGAAAACUCUCAUCAUCCUCUGAACCUCCAGCUGCCCAUCACAAGGUUUCUUCUUCCUCCAAUGGGUAUUACGAUGAGCAGAAGUCGUCUUCCACUAUGAAGGCUGCUUCUGGUUCUACUACUGGAACGAGGAAGGGCAGCAGUGCUGUGGACUACGAGUCUAGUGAUGACGAGAGGCACUUCAAGAGAAAGCCUUCAAGGUAUGAGCCUUCACCUCCUCCACCACCUAUGGCUGAGAGGGAGGACGAGCGUCGGCACUCCCGGGGGUCACGGGAAAGAGACCACCACCGCAGUGGAAGAAGUUGACAUCAUCACGAUGUGGAAUCCAUCUGUGGUGGAGGCAGCGUGGGUCGGUCGGUUCUCGCAGGAGGGAGAGAUGCCACCAGUGCAGUGGAAAAUGUUGAUGUUCAAGUGAGCACGCGGAAAUGCUCCGAAUUGGGAGAUGUUGCGGCUAAUGUUAUGUUGACGACAGUUUUGUGGAUUGAAUCCUAUUUCAAUGCUCAAUUUGUGUUUCGAUAAGCAUGUGGAUAUUCUGAAAUGUAUUUCAUAAUCGAUUCUAUAACAAUAAGAAUCGCUACAGCUUGUGCUCUUCGGAGUCUUCUCCAUAUUUCGUUGUGAAAUUUAUGGAUAAAAGUUGCUUCUCGUUCUC
Messenger RNA from Rhodamnia argentea, 3645 nucleotides. Its product is annotated as E3 ubiquitin ligase PQT3-like. Gene Ontology annotation, biological process: ubiquitin-dependent protein catabolic process; protein ubiquitination; mRNA processing. The transcript is spliced from 15 exons. The record is from RefSeq and is a predicted model, not a curated record. NCBI's taxonomy places the organism in Eukaryota, Viridiplantae, Streptophyta, Magnoliopsida, Myrtales, Myrtaceae. Gene Ontology annotation, cellular component: nucleus. The coding region runs from base 714 to 3302 and encodes 862 amino acids. Gene Ontology annotation, molecular function: ubiquitin protein ligase activity; zinc ion binding; nucleic acid binding.